AUGUCCGAAGUUGUCAAGACUCCAGGUGGUGUCUUGAGAGCUCAACACUUGAAGAAGUCUGGUACCAGACCUAAGUGUGGUGACUGUGGUGUUGCCCUUUCUGGUAUCUCUUCUUUGAGACCAAGAGAGUACGCUUCCGUGUCCAAGACCCACAAGACCGUUUCUAGAUCUUACGGUGGUUCCAGAUGUGCCAACUGUGUCAAGGAGAGAAUUGUCAGAGCUUUCUUGAUUGAGGAGCAGAAGAUCGUUAAGAAGGUUUUGAAGGACCAGGCCGAGAAGGCCAAGUCCAGCGACAAAUCCAAGAAAUAA
This is a messenger RNA of Kuraishia capsulata CBS 1993, 309 nucleotides long. RefSeq lists its product as uncharacterized. Gene Ontology annotation, biological process: translation. The record is from RefSeq and is a predicted model, not a curated record. The transcript has 2 exons. Gene Ontology annotation, cellular component: ribosome. Gene Ontology annotation, molecular function: structural constituent of ribosome. Lineage: Eukaryota; Fungi; Ascomycota; Pichiomycetes; Pichiales; Pichiaceae. The coding region runs from base 1 to 309 and encodes 102 amino acids.